AUGUCAACCGCUGUUGCAUCGAUGACGCCAGCUUCCAUGUCCACACCUCAUACGACGCGAGAUCCCAGUCCCAAAAACACCACCGCAAUGGUCGGGUCUACCGCCGCGGCGCCGGCAAACUCUUCGCCUUCACGCAUGUCGACUACGUCUCAAGAUGCUCCCGCUAAGGGCACGCCGGAGCACCGCAACCCAUCUCCACAAUCUCAGAGCAGCACUGGUCCUCGCAUUCUUGUCAAGAAAGAACCACCUUCAUCGCCGCGCAUCCAGAGCCGCCCGCGGCCCCGAAAGCUAGAUCUGUCCACCAGUUUGCCUUCAUCCAGUGGCCUCCAAGUGCGCAAUCCCGGAGGUCCGAUGACCGCUAGAGAAGGUAUCACAAUGCAGAAUGUGGGCCUCGCAUGUCUGUCCCCGGGCUUUCAGACUCAUGACCCCGUCAUGCGAGAGCAAUUGCAGCGCAGCAUGUCGGUACGAGAGCAGCAGCGAUCCAUCAUCGAGGCGCGGCUACACAAAUCUGCCAAGGAUGACGGUCCCGAAGGGGUCAAACCCUCCGAGUCCAAGUUCAUGGCUGUACCACCCAAGUCAAGCUCCAAACGACGUCCCCCUCCCGGCUUGUCCAUCGUGCCGCCUUCCGCUUCUCAUUUCGCCAAUGAGAGAGUCAUCCAAUCCGCCCCUCUCAACCAGACAUUCACAGGCCGAUACCAACCGCAACCCUUGACCCGUCACAUUGUCAACCAAAGCCCAACCCUGGGCUCAACAUCACACAUGCAUCACGUCCCUGCCACUCAAACCAACAACCGUCUCCCUCCCCUCGCGGAUGUAUUUGGAUCGGAGACGUUGGGUGGUCGGGACCGAGACCGCGAUCACCGCGAUCGUGAGCGUCCCACCAUGUACGCCCACGCCUCCAGCUCCAACUCCUCUCAAUCAAACCUGGCGCCCCUACCGUCCCCUGGGCUGCCGGGAACAUCAUCUCAAACGCCCGGACGACCAAGAGAAUAUCGCUCGGCGGAGGAAGCCGUCCAGGAGAUGUCUGGCGGACGAGAGGACCUGCUUCCGCGGAUCGUACACUACGGCGGUCAUCAACCACCUACCCCACCAUCUCCUCACCAUGGUCAGGGGCCCGUAAAACCUGCGCCCCAGAUCAGCGAGCCGCCUGCGCCCAGCGCACCUCAUGCGCCCCCGAUGUUCAUGCCCGAAGGUACUGCGCGCCGCCGUCCGAGGAGUGAAUAUGAAUCCGAUAAUGGAAGCCCACCUCUCGGCCACGGCCCUGACCCCCACAGUCGGCCCAACCCGGCCGCAACCAUGGGGCCAAGCUCCACAUUCCCGGGUCCCUUUGGUGCAGGCCGAGAUUCUCCAGAGACGCAGAGAAGAAAGAAGGAAGAGUUUCUGGGUCUCUGCGCUCGGGCUUGGGACUUGUUCCACUCCUAA
Messenger RNA from Penicillium diatomitis, 1422 nucleotides. RefSeq lists its product as uncharacterized. NCBI's taxonomy places the organism in Eukaryota, Fungi, Ascomycota, Eurotiomycetes, Eurotiales, Aspergillaceae. The transcript has 2 exons. The coding region runs from base 1 to 1422 and encodes 473 amino acids. The record is from RefSeq and is a predicted model, not a curated record.